AUGUCUCUCUCACAAUACGAUACCCGUGAACAAGCUGAAAAAGAAGGAGCGGUCGUUGCAAAGAUUAUCUUUGAUAAUGUUACUCUCGAGCAAGUAAUACAAAUCAUUUCCGAUUAUAAAAGUUAUACCGAAUUUGUUGAAGGAACAAACAAGGUUGAAUAUAAGGAUACUGUUGAAGGUACUGAUGGAAAGUGUUUGGAUGUUUGGUGGAAUGUCACUGUUGGUGGAUUGAAAACUGUGGAAUAUACUUUGAGAUUGUGUGUUUUUGAAGAUGGAUUAUCUUGGCAAGAGACUGAUCAUGGUCCAUUUAAGAAGAAUCGUGGUGGAUGGAAAUUGAAACCAACCACAGAUGGAAAGGGAGUCGAAGCCACCUAUAUUGCUCUCAUUGAUUUCAAUGUUUGGUGUCCUGGUUUCAUCAAGGAUUUCCUUGUUGGAAAGGGAUUGACAAAGACAUUGGAAGCAUUCAAGAAGAGACUUGCUGAAAAAUUCAAAAAUUAA
Naegleria gruberi is the source of this 498-nucleotide messenger RNA. RefSeq lists its product as uncharacterized. Lineage: Eukaryota; Heterolobosea; Eutetramitea; Acrasida; Naegleriidae. The transcript has 2 exons. The record is from RefSeq and is a predicted model, not a curated record. Bases 1 to 498 code for a protein of 165 amino acids.